AUGUCUGGCUCGGGGUGGUUGGGCCCCUCCCAUACAGCCGUCUAUUUUUUUUAUUUUUUUUCCGACUAUCAAACCUUAUCCAUCUAUUUUUGUGUAUAUAAUGCAUUGAUAUCUAAUUGUAUUACAUAUGUCUGUUUGAAUCUGCUUCUCUCGACAAGCGUUCUCCCUUUUUUUUUUUUUUUUUUUUUUUUUGUAGUGAUAAAAGCAGCAGAGGUAAACGAAAAGGAAAUGGUAGUUCAUGAGAUCGCUGCGCAGCCUGCUUCGGAGGUUGCUGAUGUUGCUCGCUCGCUAGCAGUCAAGGGAGAUCGCGUGGAGGCCGUUUACAUUGCACACGAAAUUCUGGAGGAGAAUUUGGCAAAGCUGCCGGUGAUGAUAGCGGAGACGAGGAAGCCCACAUCCUCUUAUUUGGAUCCAUGGAAAAGCAUUUCUGAAACAAUGGAGUCUCUUUGCCAAGAUGUAGAACUUUGCCUGCAAUUAUUUAGCGUGGGCGCCAACAUUCAGCGGUUUAAAGGCUUGCGGACGGUUGCCUCCCUUUACGACCAAAAGAAGCCCGCCGCCGAUCGUCUACGGGGGUUCUUCCUCAUUGUGAGUUUAUCUUUUACAGUCGAUGACGCUGUGACACCGAUGCCCGCCAGAAUACUGCUGAAAUUUGCGCAGGUGAUUUGCAUUUUUGAUGCAAUCCAGGCUGCCGAGUGGUUGAGUGUUGGAGUUCAAAACAUGCUCGAUGCAGGACGGCUCUCACAAUUGUCUGAAUCUUUUCUAGCCUCCAGGAGUCUUAUUUGCAUUUCGGUUUUUGGAGGGAAAAAAACGGCGCCUGGGUGUGGCAAGGCGAAGGGCACAAAGGCGUCUCUCAUGACGGCCAUUUUGACUCUCUUGAUACGAUGCAGAGCGGACGCCGGAGUGAAGAGGAUGGAGGUGCACGAGAGAGAGCAUGACCUUCGUGGAUUCCUGGAAGAUGACAAAUUGAAAUCUUUGUUGCAUUUUGAAAGCGUCUGCGCCACAGCCAUGGCGGAAAAGAAGCAGCGGAUUCAAGAGAAGAUGGCGAGACGAACCGCCAACAAGCGAGCGACAGCCGCCACCAAAAAGGAUGGCGUGGACUCGAAAGAGAUGAAUGCGGAUGCACAUGGCGACAGCACAUCUUACCGACGGUAUUUACAUAGCUCUUUGGAGUACUUUUUGGGCUCCGAAUGGAGACAGCGCCCUUCUCGAAUCGUGCUGUUUGUUGCUGGUGUUAUUUUGCUUCUUCUUAUGAUACGACAAGUGGCCUCCAUUGUGGCCCGUGGUUUGAGGAAAAUGAAAAGCUUACCGCAUGGGGCCAGAAAAACUCUCACUUUAUAA
Messenger RNA from Trypanosoma cruzi, 1338 nucleotides. RefSeq lists its product as uncharacterized. The coding region runs from base 1 to 1338 and encodes 445 amino acids. The transcript has a single exon. The record is from RefSeq and is a predicted model, not a curated record. NCBI's taxonomy places the organism in Eukaryota, Euglenozoa, Kinetoplastea, Trypanosomatida, Trypanosomatidae.